This is a messenger RNA of Cydia fagiglandana, 7521 nucleotides long. RefSeq lists its product as uncharacterized. The record is from RefSeq and is a predicted model, not a curated record. NCBI's taxonomy places the organism in Eukaryota, Metazoa, Arthropoda, Insecta, Lepidoptera, Tortricidae. Bases 104 to 766 code for a protein of 220 amino acids. The transcript is spliced from 4 exons.
CAAUCCAAAAAAUUGGUUCAAGAACCUCGGGGGAAUAGUUUCGUUCGCGAGUUUUGUGGUUGGAUUGUUUAGUUUAAUAAUUAUAAAAGCAAAACCAUCAAACAUGUCUUCAGCGUGUUGUGGUACUAAGAAGCAGAAGAUGAACAAUUCCUAUAAUGGUAUAGAUCGACCUUUAAAUGGGUACCAAGAAUCAGUGGCUAUUCCUGAUAUGUGUUACUUUUGUUUCGAUGUUUUGUAUUGUCAGCUGCAUAGUAUGGACCCUCCACAAACGCCAAAUUUUACCAACGAUGCCUACCCUUUGUUUGUAACCUGGAAGAUCGGGAAGGAGCACCGGCUGCGAGGCUGCAUUGGGACAUUCAAUGCCAUGCAUUUGCAUUCUGGCCUCCGCGAGUACGCGAUAACCAGCGCCCUGAAAGAUUCCCGCUUCUCGCCCAUCACUCGCGAAGAAGUCCCCCGCCUCACGGUCUCCGUGUCCAUCCUGCAGCACUUUGAGGAGGCCGAGCAUUACCUGGACUGGAAGCUGGGGAAGCAUGGCAUCAGGAUCGAGUUCAUCAGUGAACGGGGAUCGAAGCGGACCGCUACUUAUCUACCACAAGUUGCUACUGAGCAGGGUUGGGACCAAAUCCAAACAAUCGACUCGUUGCUCCGGAAAGGUGGCUACAAGGCAGCCAUCACCGGUGACAUGAGACGCAGCAUCAAGCUGACACGCUACCAAUCCGAGGAGAUCUCUGCCUCCUACAGCGACUACAUCAGCCAGAGGUGCUAGCACCAACCUCUCCGUCUCCGGGGCCUGGUGACUCACACCUCAUCUCAGUUGCCCUGGAGGCCUAUAUACAGUUCACCACUUUCUAGAGGUUAUAAGAUGGAAAACAGUUCGACUCAUCUAUGUGGUUAUAGUGCUAAGUUAGUAUCUAAGUGUACUCUAGUGGCAUGAUCAGAUUGUGCUCAAAGUGAACGCGUGUCUUAAACAACACUGCCAUCGACAUUCCGAACACCAAAGUUUGAGUAAUGUGUGUGUGAGUUAUGUUAUGUAAAGGCGGCGGUUUGGCGGGAUCGGUCUUAAAACAUCCUAAAUUUACGUUUUCAAGUAGGUACUCUUGUGACCGUAGAUAUUGAAUUACCUAUUGCAAAAAAUACAACUAUGUACUAAGUACUAUUGCCAAAUAAAAUUCUCUGCCAGUCAACCGUAGGGCCAAACAGAGAUACACAAAUGGUACAAAGAUAAAGUUGAAUUAUUUAAGAGGGAAAGGGGUCGACCACUUCAUGGACAAUAUUUUCACAUAAUUUGACGUAUAUUAAUCAUAGUCAUCAUCAUCAUCUUCGUUUGACUUUUUAAAUUUUUUGACUAUUAUAAGAAUUAAGAGCAAAAAACAAAUCCCAUACAAAAUUUUAAAUGCUACUAACACUUUAAAUAGGUAGAUAAUAAAAAAAUCUAACGAAGGGGCAUAGCUGUGGUCGAUAAACUUCAAAUUGUGUCAAAAUAUUAUCAAUAUUGUUAAUAUCAAAGAGGAAAAUGAGGUCUAGGUUUGUAUGAAAAGGCGAUUGCACGCGGCCUAGGGUGGUUCACGUUGGUAUGGGAAAAAUUCAAACUCCAGCUAGAAAAAGCGGCACCCUCUCAUUUUAUUACACGUGUUCUGUUGACUAAAUAUGCCAAGUUUUGUAAUCUUAUCUCAACUACAAGGGGAUGCUCAAACACUUUGAAAAUUUUCAAAGUUGUAUGAAAUCCAAAAGAAACAAGUUAUUAUUUUUUUCAGUUUUAUGUAAGUAGUAGUUUUCACAUUAUUUUAAAGUGUGAUUUAAAAGUUAUUUGAUGAAAAACCAUUUUUAUUUCUAUUUUUUAUGAUUUUUUAGGUGAAAUUCUAAAAAUCUUACUUUCCGAACAAUUAUAAAAAAUAGAAAUAAAACUGUUUUUCUACUUAAAAACUUAUAAAUCACAUGUGCAAAUAAUGUGAAAACAGAUACUUAAAUAAAAAUCUGAAUAAUAAAUACUUCUGUUUUUUGGUUUUCAUACAACAUACAAAAUUUUCAAAGUGGUUGAGCACCCCCUUGUAGUUGAGAUAAAAUUACGAAACUUGGUGUAUUUUAUCAGCAUAAUAAGUGUAACAAAAUAAGGGGAUGGCCCGUCGGAAAAUAAAAAAAAAUUUUUUUGAACCACCCUAACGCGGCCGUCCUCUUUCAUCCUAAUUUUAGCUUUAGUUCAAUUUUUAAUCGGAUAGGCUAAGCCGAAAUUAUUACCGAAUCAAAUGCUCCCUGACCUUACCCGAAGUGCUAAUAAUAUGUAUGUGGUUCGACAUUUAGGAUUGAAAUAAGUAUUUUGGGAAGUGGAUGUUUUGAUUCAAACCAAUUAAUGGUUGAGCAAGGGAACUGUUUUAUGCGUUAUAUUAAUAGGUGGAAAGAACUCCACAGAAGUAAGCAUAAUGGUUUUUUGGUUUGGUUUUUUUUAUUGGGCGCUUUAUGCAGUGUAAUAAUAAAAGUAGAAAGUUUAUUUUAUUAAUAUGGCACAAUACUUAUAGGUUUCUUAAGCUGACACGGUUUUUAUAGAAGAUGUUGACAGUUGAGUACAAAUCUCACGCCAGCUCUUAUGAAUCAACAUUUACUUCUGUGGUGUUCUUUCUAAUGCUAAAGAGAAUUUCAAAUAGAGGAAUAUUGUCAAAGUAAACUCGACGAUAGGCUAGAGGUAUGAUACCAUCUUUUCGAGCGAUGGCGUCAUACCUUUGGCCUACUCUCGAGUAGAUGUAUACUAUUUGACAUUUAACAAAUUUAACACAUAUCAGUGAAAAAAUAAGGAUCAAAGUCAAAUGGCGUUCUAAUAGUGUUAGUCAUUUGUGUCGAAAAAUGGCAGUAAGUGUACUGACUGCAUAAUUUACUUUAACGCAAUUCCUCAGUCUGAAUUCUCUUUGCUAAAAACGAAGUCUGGAAUAUUCUAAAUUAUAGAAUAAUCAGAAUAUAGGAAUAAUCUGGCAAACCCAAUUGUCCGCAGCCGCCUUUUUCUACUGAUGUAAAUGGUUUGCCAAACUAUAAGAGUGGAGAAUAGGCAGAAAGAAUCAUAUUUUUUUUCUUAUGCUACUAUUAUAACCACAAAAAGUUUUUUAUUGUAAAACAUUCCCGCCAAAAUCUUAAGCCGCGCCGACACGUUUGUCCACUUUGAUCGCAAUAUUGACAGUCAGUCUGUUGACAUCUGUUGUUGCAAUAAAAAAAGUUACACGACGACGACGCCUUUGUUUCUUUCUGACGCUUGAUUUAUUUCAUGAGUUGUAAAGGGACAAAACUGAAUCCGCUUGUUAAGUAGUUUAUGUAUUGACAUUAUGAGAAUUAUUAUGAAUGGAUUUUUUGUAAAGCACGAUUGGGUAGAGAUAAACUAAGCUAAGUUGGCAGCGAUUUAGAUAGCCCAGUCUGUGCAAGUGUUAUUUUAAACGACAAACUUCUAUGAAAUUAUGACGUUUAAAUAAUACUUGCAUAGUCUGGGCUGUCGAAACCGCUGCCAACUUAGCUUGGUCUAACUCUAGUAAAUGGGCCAAUGGAGCUGUAAUUUUAGUAUCUGGGUUAGAACAAUUGUAAAUGAAAAUCAACAGUUUUUAUUUAGAAAUCCCCAUAAUAUUGUAAUCUUAUAGUGUCCGACCGAAACAUGUUUUUUUGCCGAAACCGAAACCGAAACCGAAUGUUCGGCUUUGGCUCUAGUUUCGGCCGAAACCGAAACCGAAACCGAAACUUUUGAAGACUUGUUAAAAUCGUUGGAAAAAUGACAUAAAAUCCCUUUUAUACACAUGUUAUGGGGCUGUCAACACCCAAUAUCCUUGAAAUUGAUGUUACUUAAGCAGUUUUUUAAGAAAAUUACUAGAGUUAGACCAAGAUAAUUCUGCAACAAUUUUGAUAACACAAGCAGUGCAAGUGUUAUUUUAAACGUCAAAACUUCUAUGAAAUUAUGACGUAUAAAUAACAUUUGCACUAGUUGCACUGCGUAUGCUAUCAAAAUUAUUGCAGAAUUUUCUUGGUCUAACUCUCAAGUCAAGUUAAUAUGUAGAUACAGGGUUAACCAAAAAACCAACCAAAAAAGCGAGCGCGAAAUUUUUUGUUGACAAUAUCGCAAGGCCGGGUACCAAUCUUCACCUGGGCCUAAAAGUCCAAAAUGCCCCAGAGGCGAACUUUCAUGCGAAGUCAAAGCCGUGCUUCAGGAUAAGUAAUUGAGCAGAGAUUCCAACCAAUAUCCAUUGUAUUAAAAAGCGAGACCGCAGGCCGAGCAUGGCGCAGGAAGGCCAAAGGCUAAGCUGAAGUAGAGGACAUGUGGAACACAAACCAAUAGUAAAUUGAGGUAAAAUCACUCAUUCACUCCGAAACAAUUAGAUAGUGUGCGCGUUAUAGGUAUUGAAAGCCUCUUAAGACUGCGUCGACCGUUCAGUGGCGCCCUCAUUAGUGGAAUUGUGUUUUAUAAUAAACCAAUUAAUUUCUGUACCUAUACAUGAAUCAGUAUAACUAAUAUGUAGGUAUUAAUAUUGUUGUCCUACUUAUUCCCCAACUUUUGGUCUUAUUCCGAAGUACCAUUUGGUAAGUUUCGGCCCGGCCGAAAGGUUCGGCCGUUUUUUGGCCGAAACCGAAACUACAGCCGAAACAUGAUUUUUUGGCCGAAACUGGCCGAAACCGAAACCGAAACCGAACCUUCGGUCGGACACUAUAAUCUUAUGAACUUACAGGUCGAUUUGCCAAAACGUGAUCUGAUAAAUCAUUUAUAGAAAAUAAAUAAUAUCUGUUUUGUCGAAUUGCUUAAAUCAUGUAUGGAGUGAUGGAUAUGAGUUGAUAUAAAAGAAUUGCACCUCGAUAAACAAUAUGAAUGAAUCGAUCUGUAGAUUGUAAUUAUAUAUUUUAUUUUCUUAUAUUAACACAGUAACAAUCAAUAAAAACAAAAUAAGAGCCUGUUUUGCGCCGUAAGGGAGUCCGCGUCGCUUGGGUGCACUUAGGUGCGGGUGUAGGUAAAAUCCUUGGUACGCGUCCGCCCACUUAUAAUAGCAACGCUUAUACUGUUACCUCAUAUUAUUUUUCGUUAACCCGCUUACCCGCUCCGUGCAACUGCGCCAGCUAGCGGACGUCUUAAAGGCGCCAACGCCAUCAAAAUAAAAUUAAAUUUUGCGCGUUAAACUAUCUAUAUAUCUCUGGCUUCUUAGCUGUAAUUAAAUGAAAUGUCUCUUCUAUAUAAAAAAAUAAUACAUAAUUUCACGAACAUCAACGCUCUUACCAAAAAUUAAGCAUGUUAUAUUUUCAAAAUAUUAAAAAAUCGAUAUACAUUAUUAAAAGAUUUUUAAAGAUUGAAUCAAAAUUUAACUCAAUUCCACGCUUAAAAGAAAAAUAUUUUACCUUAUCAAUAUCAUGUUCAGAUUGCCUAAAAUAAAAAAUACAAAAACAAAGGUACUUAUUACAUUAGAUGAUAGCGAUAACUUUAAGGUGAAGUUCUUAUGCUAAAGUCACAAGAAUAUUAUUAAUAUUAGAGAUUAUCCUUAUAUAUCAUGCAUUUGGUUUUGUAAUGAGAAAAGUAUAAAAAAAGCAAAUAAUUAUGAAAGGACAAAAAAAGUUAUGGUUAUGAUCGAUUUGUUAGGGCAAUCCGCCAGUUAUUUGUAUUUCAAGUCUAUAUUUAAAUGAAACAUGGUAAAUACAGGAUGGAUUUUUCAAUGGCUCAAUGAGGGUAGCUUUAGAUCCCCGCGCUGCUACGUGAAAAUGGUUUAAUGAAAAUUUCCCCGACUUAAUCUUAACUAAACUGACAAUUUCACUGAUUUUGGAAAAGUCAGUCAGCAACGAAAUCGACACUUUUGUCGUUUUUUUAUGCCGAUCGAUUGUAUAUUCUACACGGAACUUUAUUAAAUUAAAGAAUUAACUUUCUUAAGACCAUUUUUGUGUGGCAGGAUGGAAUCUGGCCCAUUUAAAAAUCCACCCAGUAUAAUAAACCUUAUAUGUCUAUGACUUAGCUAGGUUUUCGUCAUUUUGUCAAUUUGAAUUUAUCGAGGGAUAUUAUUACCCACACAAAAUACUGACUUGGGACAGAAUUAUACUUGGGUAAGUUAGAUACAUAAUACGGUCGAGUUCACAAACAUCUUUACAAGCCAACAUUACGAAAAUAUAUUUGUACAAACUUAUUGUCAGUGUCUCGAGGAUUAACUCUUUACCAGGCUGACAUGACAAUCGAAUAUCAGUUUUAUUCAUCGAAACUAGAACACAUGUUUGAAGUGCCGUAUGUGGGAAAUAUAUAUCCCUUAGCCUGGUAAAGGGUUAAACUAACUAAAAAUGACAAUUCAAAAACAAUGAUAACCGUCAUCCCCGGCCAUCUGCUCAGCGAGCUGCGUUCGGAGAAGGACUUGAACUCACGGGCCCUUCAGAAAACUCAGUAUUUUAUGUGUAAAUUCCAAAGGAGUGUAUAACAUUUUAUUAUUAUCACAGAUUAAAAUAGCUUAUUUUAAUGGUCGCUAGAAUUUGCUGAACUUAGGUUUCCUUAGGGUAUUUAAAGAUUGUCUGCGAAAGGCCUGCAUGAUCAGAUCUGAAAAUUGAGUAUGAAAUCAGUGGAUGUAUUAGGCUCAAUUCUAAAGCCCCAACUCCCGAAUAGAUUGCUAGAACGUAGUGAAACAUUAUAUUAAUCUAAGUAUUGAAUAUGCAGACAUAAACUCGGUUUCAUAAAUUUUUGUAAUAUUUUAUGCUGCUGAAAUGAAUGGCGCUGUACCGCGCCAUUUAUGUAUUUCAAAAUAUUUCGUGAUAGUUUCAUGUGAACUGGAUUGUCAAACGGCUUUGCCAAGUUUCUAAUAAAAAUAAGCGUAAAAACCGUGGAGACGUUAAUCGUUUCUCAUUUUAAUCAAUUAUUUAUCGAAUUAAAUUUGUUAAUUACUUGUUUCUAAUAAUUAAACAUUUAUGGAACUGAGGCGUUCUCUCAAUAUAGUGUAAUUAUGAAGUCUGAGUGUUGUGACUCCACAACACUUUCGACCUAACAUAGGAUGUGUCUGAGCUUUUCUAGUUAAAUACUGCCAUUAAAGACCUUAUAUUUGGGUUGCAUUAAAGUCCAAAUAUAAUAUGGAAUGCAUUAAGUGGUAUUACUUGCGUCCAUUUUGGCAAGUAUAUAAAUUGUUUUACGAGACGAAACUUGGGACGGGUUGUCACAAAUAUACUGAAAACAUACCUAAAGUAAGAACGCUAAGCACGAAGAAAUUCGUACAUUGACAUCUCAUUUUCUAUCUCAAUUCUAAUCUGAAAAAAAAAACGGUAGUGUCUUUUAACUAUAAAGUACUACGCCAUACAUUUUCUAUGCAAGAAACAAAUGGUCGUUCCAUACAAUUUCCUAUGGGCAGUCCUUCAUAGUAAAAAAAAAAAAACAGUAUAGUUUUGUGUGUGCAAACCAUGGAAAUCAACCAAUAAUAAGCAAUAAUAUAACUAGCAUAAGGUGCAGUCUCGCAUGUGUUCAGGGCAAGUGUUUCCGUUGUGACGUUGUGUGCGGUUUGUUGCCCGUUUUUGUAUCGUAAUUAUGAAUUAAUUAAUAUAGGUUACUGAAAAACA